Molecule: messenger RNA, 1005 nt
Organism: Didymodactylos carnosus
Lineage: Eukaryota; Metazoa; Rotifera; Eurotatoria; Philodinida; Philodinidae
Source: the annotation of a GenBank genome assembly
AUGGCUACGUCAUUCGCAAGGCGGCGAUCGUCGGAUGGUAGUGUAGUGGCUGCGAGAGUCAAUGCUACUAUUGUAGCACAAGGACCACCUGUUGCAUUUUUUGGCAAUUGUGUUAUUGAUGAUGUAUUGUACGUACAUGGUGGUGUUAAGACACGUGGUGAUACCCAUCCGUCAAAUCAGUUAUAUAUUUUUGAAAAUAAUACUUGGAACGAUAUCACAACUAGUUCUUCUCCUUCUCUAUCUUAUCAUCGUUUAAUUCCAUACGGAAAAAAAUAUAUCAUAUCCAUUGGAGGAUGGACUGGUCAUGAACGAACGAGUGACAUUUGUGUGUAUGAUAUUGAAACUAAAAACUGGCAUAAAGCUCAUUCAACAGGGUUUCCCGAGGGGGGUGGACUCAAUAAUCACGCAAUUAUUUCACUGCGUGAUGGUUCAAUACUUGUCUCAGGACGAGAUGGUGGAUUGCGAACACAACGAAAACAUGGAGAUGUCUACAAAUUAAGUGGUGAUCCUGCAAAAGGUACAUUUAGAUAUGAAGAUUAUCCGAUAUCCGCGAGUUCAAGAAGUGGUCACACAUUGACAGCUCACGGAUCAUCCUUAUUCAUCAUCGGCGGACGAGCUGAUCAUUUUGUUGAAAGAUAUCCCGGUGUGAAAGCUGAGAAUUUAAAUAACUGUGAUGAUUUACACUCACAAUUAAAAAGUAUUUUGUCUGAAAUGACACCAAUGAAAAAACCACCAGCGUCUCGGAAAGAUCAUACAUCGGUUUCAUGCAAAGAUUUUGCUCUUAUCUAUGGUGGUGAAACGUUCGAUGGGCGUACGAGAGAUCCUGUCGGUGAUACUUUAGUACUUCAUAUGAGUGGCGGCGAAGAAUGGUUCAAUUUAGGUCCCAUUGAAUAUGGAAGGCAAGGUCAUUCUAUAUCAUAUAUCAAUGGUAGGCUAAUUGUCCAUGGAGGAUUAGGCCCAAAAGCGUUAGCAUGUUCUGAAACAUUUAGUUUAGAUUUUGUGUGA